AUGGCAACUUCGCUUCUAGGGGAAGAACCUCGCUUGGGCUCCACUCCUCUGGCCAUGCUCGCCGCCACCUGCAACAAGAUCGGCAGCCCCAGCCCGUCGCCGUCGGCCCUGUCGGACAGCGCCUCGUCCUUUGGCAAAGGCUUCCACCCCUGGAAACGCUCCUCCUCCUCGGGCAGCUGCAACGUGGUGGGCUCCAGCCUGGCCGGCGUCGGUGUCUCGGCCGCGGCCCGCAACGGAUCCUCGGCUCACGCGGCGGCGGCGGCGGCGGCAGCGGCGGCAGCGGCCGCGCUGGUGUCGGACUCGUUCAGCUGCGGCGGCUCGCCGGGCUCCAGCGCCUUCUCGCUGACGUCGAGCGGCGCGGCGGCCGGCUCUCCCUUCGCCAACGACUACUCGGUCUUCCAGGCGCCCGGGCCGUCUGGCUCGGGCGGCGGCGGCGGCGGGGGCGGCGGCGGGGCGCAGGAGGCCCACCAGCCCGUCUUCAUCUCCAAGGUGCACACGUCGGUGGAGAGCCUGCAGGGCAUCUACCCGCGCGUAGGCAUGGCGCACCCCUACGAGUCCUGGUUCAAGCCCUCGCACCCGGGCGAGGCGAGCGCCUCCAGCUGGUGGGACGUGGGCGCCGGCUGGCUCGACGUGCAGAACCCCAACGGCGUGCACCCGGCGGCGGCGGCCGGCGGCCUGCAGGCCGGCUCACUGCACUCGCCGCUGGGUGCCUACAACUCGGAUUACUCGGGCCUGGCCGGCCACUCGGCCUUCAGCAGCGGCGCCGCCUCGUCGCACCUGCUCAGCCCGGCCGGGCAGCACCUCAUGGACGGAUUUAAGCCGGUGCUGCCGGGCUCCUACCCGGACUCUGCGCCCUCGCCGCUGGCGGCCGGCGCGGGCGGCUCCAUGCUGGGCGGGGGGCCCUCGGCGCCGCUAGGCGGCUCCCCGCGCUCGUCGGCCCGCCGCUACUCGGGCCGCGCCACCUGCGACUGCCCCAACUGCCAGGAGGCCGAGCGGCUGGGGCCGGCGGGGGCCAGCCUGCGGCGCAAGGGCCUGCACAGCUGCCACAUCCCGGGCUGCGGCAAGGUGUACGGCAAGACGUCGCACCUGAAGGCGCACCUGCGCUGGCACACGGGCGAGCGGCCCUUCGUCUGCAACUGGCUCUUCUGCGGCAAGCGCUUCACCCGCUCAGACGAGCUGCAGCGCCACCUGCGCACGCACACGGGCGAGAAGCGCUUCGCCUGCCCCGUCUGCAACAAGCGCUUCAUGCGCAGCGACCACCUCAGCAAGCACGUCAAGACCCACAGCGGCGGCGGCGCGGGCGCGGGCCCAGGCGGCGGCAGCGGCAGCGGCGGGCCCGGGGGCGGCAAGAAGGGCAGCGACACCGACAGCGAGCACAGCGCGCCGGGCAGCCCGCCCUGCCACUCUCCCGAGCUGCUCCAGGCGCCCGAGCCCGGCCACAGGAACGGCCUGGAGUGA
Molecule: messenger RNA, 1458 nt
Organism: Eublepharis macularius
Lineage: Eukaryota; Metazoa; Chordata; Lepidosauria; Squamata; Eublepharidae
Gene: SP8
Product: Sp8 transcription factor
Exons: 2
Coding region: 1-1458 (485 amino acids)
Biological process (GO): regulation of transcription by RNA polymerase II
Molecular function (GO): DNA-binding transcription factor activity, RNA polymerase II-specific; RNA polymerase II cis-regulatory region sequence-specific DNA binding
Source: RefSeq, a predicted model, not a curated record